UCUCAGCCCCCUGUACCCGAGCCGCGGCCAUGGACCCAGCAGCUCCGGUCUGCCCUGGCCCAAUUCAACACCUGAUUUCGGCAAGGUGACGAUUCUGGCUGCCAGAGUGUGUGUGCCAGCCUGGGUGAGGAGGCAGAGACAGCCUGUCAGGGCUUCUCCACUUGUUCCCAGGGCCUGAUGUCAGAGGCCAUGGACCAGCCAGCCGGGAGUCCUGAAAACCUGAGGCCAGGAGAGGAUGGUGAUGGCAGCAUGGAGCUGGGCACCUGCCAGGAACUCCUGCACCGACUGCGGGAGCUGGAGGCAGAGAACUCUGCACUUGCCCAGGCCAAUGAAAACCAGCGGGAGACCUAUGAGCGCUGUCUGGAUGAGGUUGCCAACCAUGUGGUACAGGCACUGUUAAAUCAAAAGGACCUGCGGGAGGAGUGCAUCAAACUGAAGAAGAGGGUGUUUGACCUAGAACGGCAGAACCAGGUGCUGAGCGCCCUGUUUCAGCAGAAGCUUCAGCUCACGACAGGCUCCUUCCCGCAGAUCCCACUCACUCCUCUCCAGCCACCAUCAGAGCCACCAGCCUCCCCAUCCUUGAGCUCCGCUGAAGGACCAGCCAUCUUGUUGCCUCUAGGGCGCUGUGUGGGGCAGAGAGAGGUAUGUUGGGAGCAGCAGCUGCGACCAGGAGGCCCAGGACCCCCGGCUGCCCUGCCCCCUGCACUGGAUGCCCUAUCCCCUUUCCUUCAAAAGAAAGCCCAGAUCCUGGAGGUGCUGAGAGCCCUGGAAGAAACUGACCCCUUGCUUUUGUGCUCGCCUGCCACCCCCUGGCGGCCUCCAGGCGAGGAUCCUGGCUCCCCAGAGCCUAUCAAUGGCGAGCUGUGUGGCCCACCACAGCCCGAACCCUCAACCUGGGCCCCCUACCUGCUAUUAGGCCCUGGCAGCCUGGGAGGCCUGCUACACUGGGAGCACCUCUUAGGGGGCCUGGGGGAGGAAGAGGGUGCUGGGCGGCCCUGGGGUCCUAGUAAGGGCUCCCCACAGGCCCAGGGCAGUGGAGUGGGGCCACCCUGUGCCCCAGGCAGCAGCUCCUCCUCCUCUUCUGAUGAGGCAGGUGACCCUAACGAGGCACCCAGCCCCGACACCCUGCUCGGGGCUCUGGCCCACAAACAGUUGAACCUGGGCCAGCUCCUUGAGGACACUGAGUCUUACCUACAGGCCUUUUUGGCCAGGGCUGCAGGCCCACUCAAUGGGGACCACCCAGAUCCUGGGCAGCCAUCCACCUCAGACCAGGGGCCCCCACAGCUGUCCAAGUCCAAAGGCCUCCCCAAGUCAGCUUGGGAUGGGAAUACCCCAGAGGCCCCCAGGCCAGGCUUUGGUGCUACCUCAGAGGGCCAAGGGCCCCUCUCCUUCCUCAGCAUGUUCAUAGGUGCGGGGGAUGCCCCCCUGGGCUCGCGGCCUGGCCACUCUUACUCCUCAUCUCAGGUGAAAAGCAAGCUCCAAAUUGGCCCGCCUUCUCCUGGGGAAAGCCAGGGACCCCUUCUGCCCUGUCCUGCCAGAGGUCUCAAAUUUCUGAAGCUGCCUCCAGCCUCAGAGAAGGUCCCUAGCCCAGGAGGCCCCCAGCUUAGCCCCCAGCUCCCCCGGAAUUCCCGAAUCCCCUGUCGGAACAGUGGCUCAGAUGGCAGCCCCUCCCCGUUGCUGGCCCGCAAGGGUCUGGGUGGAGGAGAGUUAUCCCCGGAGGGGGCACAGGGCUUACCCACCAGCCCUUCACCCUGUUCCACAACCCCGGACUCUGCACAGCUCAGACCUCCCCAGCCAGCCUUGUCCACCACACUGUCCCCAGGACCUGUGGUAUCUCCCUGCUGUGAGAAUAUCCUGGACCUUUCCCGGAGCACCUUUAGGGGGCCUUCUCCAGAGCCACCUCCAUCCACACUGCAGGUGCCCACCUACCCACAGUUAACUCUGGAGGUGCCACAGGCCUCUGAGGGCCUCAGAAGCCCUGGAGUUCCCCUCAGUCNAUGUCCCUGCCCUCGUGGAGUUAGUUGA
Messenger RNA from Manis javanica (Malayan pangolin), 2025 nucleotides. The record is from RefSeq and is a predicted model, not a curated record. Lineage: Eukaryota; Metazoa; Chordata; Mammalia; Pholidota; Manidae.